GCUUUCCCCCGGCCCCCCGGAGUGACAGUCGCGGCCCGGGGACCUGGAUGCGGGGCGCGCGGCGGGGAGCGGCAGGAUGGCGGUGCUCAAACUCACCGACCAGCCACCGCUGGUCCAAGCCAUCUUCAGUGGUGAUCCGGAGGAGAUUCGGAUGCUCAUUCACAAAACCGAAGAUGUUAAUGCCCUGGAUUCUGAAAAGCGAACCCCUCUUCAUGUGGCUGCAUUUCUGGGUGAUGCCGAGAUCAUUGAACUCCUGAUUCUGUCAGGAGCACGUGUUAAUGCCAAGGACAACAUGUGGCUGACCCCUCUGCACCGGGCCGUUGCAUCCAGAAGUGAAGAAGCAGUGCAAGUACUGAUUAAGCAUUCAGCUGAUGUCAACGCAAGGGACAAGAACUGGCAGACGCCGCUGCAUGUGGCAGCAGCCAAUAAGGCUGUCAAGUGUGCCGAAGUCAUUAUCCCCCUGUUGAGCAGUGUCAAUGUCUCAGACCGUGGCGGACGCACAGCCUUGCACCAUGCAGCUUUGAACGGCCACGUGGAGAUGGUCAAUUUGCUCUUGGCCAAAGGGGCCAACAUUAAUGCAUUUGACAAGAAGGACCGGCGUGCUCUGCACUGGGCAGCAUAUAUGGGCCACCUAGAUGUUGUGGCGUUGCUCAUAAACCAUGGUGCCGAAGUGACGUGUAAGGAUAAGAAGGGUUAUACCCCACUGCAUGCCGCAGCCUCCAACGGGCAAAUCAAUGUCGUCAAACAUCUCCUGAAUCUCGGUGUAGAGAUCGAUGAGAUCAAUGUCUAUGGAAACACGGCGCUCCACCUCGCGUGCUACAAUGGGCAGGAUGCUGUUGUUAAUGAGCUGACCGACUACGGUGCUAACGUGAACCAGCCCAACAACAGCGGAUUUACCCCUUUGCACUUUGCUGCGGCCUCCACACAUGGUGCUCUGUGUCUUGAACUCUUAGUAAAUAACGGGGCGGAUGUGAACAUCCAGAGUAAAGAUGGCAAAAGUCCACUGCACAUGACAGCUGUCCAUGGAAGGUUCACCCGGUCACAAACCCUCAUUCAAAAUGGUGGUGAAAUUGACUGUGUGGAUAAGGAUGGCAACACUCCUCUCCAUGUGGCAGCAAGAUAUGGUCAUGAGCUUUUGAUUAACACCUUAAUAACCAGCGGAGCUGACACAGCCAAGUGUGGAAUCCAUAGCAUGUUUCCCUUACAUUUAGCUGCCCUAAAUGCUCACUCUGACUGCUGCAGGAAGUUGCUGUCCUCAGGACAAAAGUAUAGCAUAGUGUCCUUGUUUAGUAACGAGCACGUGCUGUCUGCAGGCUUUGAAAUAGACACCCCAGAUAAAUUUGGAAGAACGUGCCUUCAUGCUGCUGCUGCAGGAGGUAAUGUGGAAUGUAUAAAACUCUUGCAGAGCAGCGGAGCGGAUUUCCAUAAAAAAGACAAAUGUGGGAGAACCCCUUUGCACUAUGCAGCUGCAAAUUGUCAUUUGCACUGUAUUGAGACAUUAGUGACCACAGGAGCCAACGUUAAUGAAACAGAUGACUGGGGACGGACAGCCUUGCACUAUGCCGCAGCCUCAGACAUGGACAGAAAUAAGACGAUCUUAGGAAAUGGCCAUGAACAUGCAGAAGAACUUGAUGGGACCAGAGAGCUGAAGGAAAAGGAAGCAGCUCGAUGUCUAGAGUUUCUACUUCAAAAUGAUGCAAAUCCAUCUAUCCGGGACAAGGAAGGUUACAAUAGCAUACAUUAUGCUGCUGCCUAUGGCCACAGGCAAUGUCUGGAAUUGCUUUUGGACAGAACCAACAGUGGUUUUGAAGAAUCAGAUUCCGGUGCUACCAAGAGUCCACUCCACUUAGCUGCCUACAAUGGGCACCACCAAGCCUUGGAAGUCCUUCUGCAGUCACUGGUGGACUUGGACAUCAGGGAUGAGAAAGGCCGCACUGCCCUUGAUCUGGCUGCCUUUAAAGGACACACAGAGUGUGUAGAAGCUCUUGUCAAUCAGGGCGCAUCUAUCUUCGUCAAAGACAACAUAACCAAAAGAACCCCACUUCAUGCCUCAGUGAUGAAUGGUCACACACUGUGCUUGCGACUGUUAUUAGAAAUCGCAGACAACCCAGAAGCCGUUGAUGUGAAAGAUGCCAAAGGACAAACCCCACUGAUGCUUGCUGUUGCUUAUGGGCACAUUGAUGCUGUUUCAUUGUUACUUGAAAAGGAAGCGAAUGUUGAUGCAGUUGACGUCAUGGGCUGCACAGCCUUACACAGGGGGAUUAUGACGGGACAUGAAGAAUGUGUGCAAAUGCUGCUGGAACAAGAAGUGUCCAUUCUCUGUAGAGAUUCCAGAGGGAGAACCCCUCUACACUAUGCAGCUGCCCGUGGCCAUGCCACAUGGUUGAGUGAGCUGCUCCAGAUUGCAAUGUCUGAAGAAGACUGUUCUUUCAAAGAUAACCAAGGCUAUACCCCACUGCACUGGGCUUGUUACAAUGGUAAUGAAAACUGCAUAGAGGUACUUUUGGAGCAAAAAUGUUUUCGCAAAUUUGUUGGCAAUCCCUUUACUCCCCUGCACUGUGCAAUAAUAAAUGAUCAUGAGAAUUGUGCAUCAAUGUUACUUGGGGCCAUAGAUUCGAGUAUUGUGAACUGUAGAGAUGACAAAGGCAGGACACCACUUCAUGCGGCAGCAUUCACUGACCACGUAGAGUGCUUACAGCUUCUUCUGAGACACAACGCUGCUGUGAACGUGGCUGACAAUUCAGGAAAAACAGCCCUGAUGAUGGCCGCUGAGAAUGGACAGGCAGGCGCUGUGGAUAUUUUGGUUAAUAGUGCCCAGGCUGAUCUGACUGUCAAGGACAAGGAUUUGAACACACCCUUACAUUUGGCCAGUAGUAAAGGUCAUGAAAAAUGUGCCUUGUUAAUACUUGACAAGAUACAAGAUGAGAGCCUUAUUAAUGCAAAAAAUAAUGCAUUGCAGACGCCCCUCCACGUUGCUGCACGCAAUGGCUUGAAGGCUGUGGUUGAAGAGUUGCUGGCCAAAGGCGCCUGUGUACUAGCUGUCGAUGAAAAUGGUAUUGGAAUUAGCAGCUCAUGCCUAUUUCUCAGAAGUCAUACCCCGGCCCUGGCUUGCGCUCCUAACAAAGACGUGGCUGACUGCCUGGCCCUCAUUUUGGCUACCAUGAUGCCUUUUUCUCCUUCCAAUACAAUGACGGCUGUCAACUUCGUUUGUUUUAAAAAAGAUCAUUUGAGCAGGACGACCCUCUCCAAUCUGGGUAGCAUGGUUAGUCUGUGCAGUAAUAAUGUAGGCUCGGAGGAUGGGUACAAUGAAAAUGAUUCUGAUUCGGAAACAUUUUGACUUUGGACUCUUGAAGCUUUUCUUUGAUCACUCAUAUUGGAAGAAGGGAUAGAAGCUUGAUUUCCGGGUUUUGAUUCUGUUCAAGUAUUAUUGGGAGCCUGAGCUCCCGAGAAAUAAUUCAUCAAACGGAGGGAGGGCAGCUUGGCUGUUCAGGCAAAGCACUCAUGCAGAUGGACACUGAUCUUGAGUUGUUUCAUAUUUCCAUAUAUCUAAGAUAGUUGGAAAAAUCUACCUCUCAUUUUAAGUAAGGAUUUUUUUAAUGCAUUUCGUUAUUUUUCUUUGGAAAUAAUGCAACUGAGAGGGAAGCAUUUCUUUUGAAGACUUUUUUUUUUCCCCCAUGGGCUCACUCAGCAGUGAGUUCUCAGAAGUUGUAUCAACAUGAUAUUCAUGUCCCCAGGAGGGAAGGGAAGGUUCGAGAGGAAAUGCCUCCAUUCUCUUCUUAUUCUGAUGUUUACUUCCUCAAUAGAAGCCAAAGGUAAAGGUGUUCAUCUUCAGAAAUUAUGUCUGGAAUCGUCUUUGUAAGGGAGUCCAAUUAUUCAUAAUUAUUCUCUAGUAAGCACUUAAAUAUCCAGAACUACUUUCUGAGGAUUUUUUUUUGUUCACAUUGCUGGAUAAAUGGAAAAAUUUCAUUGAAAAUCAAAAUUGUAAGUUGCUUUCCUUAACAUGUAGAUGGUACAUGUAGAUGGUACCAAAACGAACCUGGGGCUAAUUUUCUCCUGAAGGAUUUAACCCAAAUAAAUCUAUAGAAUGACAUUUCAAGUAAAGUAUAAAAGCACCAAAACUUGGGGACAUGUGCACAUUUAACACAAAACUACCCUUUCUUAAUCUGUCCUUAAAUCAAGAUACUAACUUUUUAAAAGCAUCAGACAUAUCAAUCUCCUUCAUCAAUUGUAAAAUGUUCAAUGAGCUUCUCAGUCAAGUUCAUGCCUAAUGAGUGGCCACAAAAGGGAACAGAGAACCUGAAAGCAGAAAGUAGAAAUAGGUGAUGUGGAAACUAAAGCCAGUUACUAAUUGCUCAUUGAUGAAAUCAACAUAGUGAAUAUUGUGUCUGCUCCCUCUGCCAAAGCUUCUAGGUCAAAUGGACUCCUUUCUGCACCUGGAAUAGCUGUACAAAAAGAAGAAUGAGACUGUAAGAGUUAUGAACAUGUACACACAAGUAUAUGUGCUUAUAUAUGUCUGUAGUUCAUCAACCAGCUAUACAUGAGGACCAAAUGCUUCAGUAUAAAAUGGAAGAUUGAAAUUGUUUUCCUUCAAAAUGGAAGUGGGAACUGAAGUAGCUUUUCUAUGGAGUUCAAAUGUAAAUCUUUCUGUGUAACAGUCUUUGUUGUAUUUUGUAUUUCUUAUAACUCAAAUUUCCAGUCGAUAGAUGAACAUUUGUAUCUGUAACGGGCUCUUCUUUAUAUGUACUUUUAUUGACCAUACUAGAGAAAAUGUGCAAAUAAUUUUGAUGGCAUACCAUUUGUAACUAUAACUGGUUUUUAUUCUUUUCUUUUCAUUUUUCUUUUUUGCCAAAUAUUUUUGCCAGAAAUAUUCAUAUAAUUUUAGUGUAAAUGGGUUUUAUUUAUUUGAAAAGAACUAAUGCCAAGGAAACAUCCAUUAUUUGUUCUCCGUUUUAACUGCUAUGUGUCUUACUUGGAAUAACAAAAAAGCAGAAUACAUACACAGGUCACUUCCUGGGCUAACCUGUGGUCCUGUGGUCCCCUUUCAUUACCAAUGCUAAUGUUUCCAGCCAAACUGCAGGUUCUUCCAGGAAUCAGUUGGAGAGGGGGACUUCCUUCACUCAGUCUCAGUAUGUAGCCCUUAUAGAACUUAGAAGACCCUGCAUUUUGAUUCUCCUUUGCAAAAUAAAAAUUGGAGGGUGUAGUGAGACAGAGGCACCAAGGUGACCCUAAAGAAGAUACAUAAAUCAUCCUAAAUACAUUGUAAAUCUUACAAGAUUUAAUCUUACAUUAAGUCUUAAUUUAAUGGAGAAUUGUUAGUGCAUGGACAUAUGUGACAAGAGGAGAAAUGUAAAUUACCAGGUCAAGUCUAUGUCCCUUUGAGGAAGAGAAGAAAACUGUAGUAUUUGGAUAGUUCCUUCAUGACA
Suncus etruscus (white-toothed pygmy shrew) is the source of this 5423-nucleotide messenger RNA. It is a transcript of the gene ANKRD44, whose product is annotated as ankyrin repeat domain 44. Bases 77 to 3337 code for a protein of 1086 amino acids. NCBI's taxonomy places the organism in Eukaryota, Metazoa, Chordata, Mammalia, Eulipotyphla, Soricidae. The transcript has 29 exons. The record is from RefSeq and is a predicted model, not a curated record. Gene Ontology annotation, molecular function: protein binding.